Molecule: messenger RNA, 1068 nt
Organism: Aspergillus welwitschiae
Lineage: Eukaryota; Fungi; Ascomycota; Eurotiomycetes; Eurotiales; Aspergillaceae
Product: SGNH/GDSL hydrolase family protein
Exons: 3
Coding region: 1-1068 (355 amino acids)
Molecular function (GO): hydrolase activity, acting on ester bonds
Source: RefSeq, a predicted model, not a curated record
AUGGGCCUGCUACACUGUAUCGGCGUCAUCCUCGUAGGGCUGGAAGCGGUGCUCGCUCAGUCCAACCAGAAAUGGGACCUCAAGGAUUUCAAAACCUUGGUUACCUUCGGUGAUAGCUAUACGGACGAUACGCGAAUUAGCUACUUCAUUAAUCAUAAUGGGUCUGCACCGCCAGUGGGAUGGGUCGAGCCUAUUACCAACGAUUCCGCCUCUGGAGGCUACAUCUGGGGCCACUUCGUGCAUCAAUACGCUCAUUUAUCCCACCGCUACAACUACGCCGUCAGUGGCGCCUCCUGCUCGAACAAAAUAACUCCCCGAACGACCUCCUUCGGCCUGUACCCUUCCGUCCUGGAAUACCAAGUCCCGGCGUUCACAGCCGACAAUGCCUACCACGUUCCCAGCACAGGGGACAAAUUCCUCCAAAACGACCCUGACAGCACCAUCUACUCCAUCUGGAUCGGAACCAACGAUCUCGGCAACUACGCGUUUUUAACCGACUCGCAGGUCGCCAAUAAGACUAUUCCGGACUACAUUGAUUGCGUAUUCAAUGCACUCGAUGGGGUGUAUAAAGCUGGCAAGGGGAAGUACUUCGUUAUUAUGAACAUGGUACCGUUGCAGUUAGCGCCCUUGUACGCGACGCCGGAGAAUGGAGGCAUUGGGGCGAACAACUACUGGCCUGAUAAAACGGGAAAUUUUACCGAGAUAAGUUAUCGCAUGUGGGAGCAGGUGAGUACGGUUAAUCAGGUUUACGAGUAUCGGACGCCGUUUGAGUGGGUGGUUGGGAAGAGGUAUCCUGGGGCGAAGGUCGCGGUUAUGGAUAUGUAUUCGUUGAUCUCGGAUAUCUAUUACCAUCCGAAGCAGUAUCUCAAUGGGUCGGCGCCGGCGAAUGUCACGGGUUAUAUCCACCAUUGUAAUGUCGCCGGGUCUGAGUGUGAGACGCUGUCGAGUCCGGAUUCGUUCCUGUGGUAUGACCAGUUGCAUCCGUCACAAAGGACGGAUGAGAUUAUUGCUGAGGAGUUCAUUAAGGUCGUGAGUGGGGAGAGUGAGUAUGCGACGUAUUGGUCGUAA